AUGACUCCACCUCCACCUCCACAUCCAACUCCACCACCACAACCACCACAUACACUGCCACCACCACCACAUCCUCCUUUGCGACCACCACCAACAAGAUGCAACCGCCGCCACCACGACCACUACCUUCUCCUCAACCUCCACCACCAACACCACCACAACUACCACUACCACAACCACCACAUCCACAUCCACCACCUCAACCUUCACCUCCAUCUCGUUCAACACCACCACAUGAUUAGCGCAUAA
Molecule: messenger RNA, 249 nt
Organism: Prunus armeniaca (apricot)
Lineage: Eukaryota; Viridiplantae; Streptophyta; Magnoliopsida; Rosales; Rosaceae
Source: the annotation of a GenBank genome assembly